Solanum stenotomum is the source of this 3231-nucleotide messenger RNA. Its product is annotated as receptor-like protein EIX1. The record is from RefSeq and is a predicted model, not a curated record. The transcript has a single exon. Gene Ontology annotation, molecular function: protein binding. The coding region runs from base 25 to 3135 and encodes 1036 amino acids. Lineage: Eukaryota; Viridiplantae; Streptophyta; Magnoliopsida; Solanales; Solanaceae.
CUUUUUGUUGUCAUUUUGCAAUCGAUGGCGGUAGAAUUUGCUUGUAAGGGACAAAAUGUUGCUACAAGUUGUUCAGCUAGUGAUCUUGAAGUACUUCUUGAUUUCAAGAAUGGCCUGAAUGAUCCUGAGAACCGGCUUUCGUCAUGGCAAGGAAGAGACUGUUGUAUGUGGAGAGGAAUAGGGUGCAGUAAUGCUACUGGUUCUGUUAUCAAAAUAGACCUUCACAAUCCAUUUCCUGUCGAUUCUGCUGAUGUUACCAGGUAUGGAUUUUGGAACUUGAGUGGGGAGAUUAGGCCUUCUUUGGUAAAAAUCCAAUCUUUAAGAUACUUGGAUUUGAGUCUAAACACAUUUGGUGGAAUACCAAUUCCAAGAUUUGUUAGUUCUUUGAAGAAUUUGGAAUAUCUGAAUCUUUCGAAAGCUGGUUUUUUCGGUACAUUACAUCCUGAUUUGGGAUACCUUACUAACUUGCAGUAUCUUGAUGUUUCUUCAGAGUUCUCAGCAUUGACUGUUGAAAGUUUUCAGUGGGUAACUGGUCUUGUUUCCUUAAAAUAUAUUGGGAUGAACCAAGUAGAGCUCUCUAUGGUAGGAUCGAGUUGGUUGGAAAUGCUAAACCAGCUUCCACAUUUAACAGAAUUGCAUCUUUCAUCUUGUGGCUUAUCUGGUUCCAUUUCAUAUCUUACUCCUGUCAACUUCACUUCUCUAGCUGUUAUUGAUCUUAGUUUCAAUAGUUUCAACUCAACGUUCCCGAGUUGGCUUGUAAAUAUCACCAGUCUUGAAUAUAUAGACUUGAGCAACUCUGGUUUUAGAGGCAGAAUUCCACUUGGCAUCAGUGAGAUUCCAAGGUUAAGAUACUUGAACCUUGCGCUAAACAAGAACCUUAGUGCCAAUUGCCUUGAGCUAUUUAGAGGAAGUUGGAAACAGAUAGAAGUUCUCGAUUUAGGUUCAAACAAACUACAUGGAAAGUUGCCUAGAUCCAUUGGGAAUAUGACUUAUCUGACUCAUUUCGAUCUCUUUUUAAACAACAUUGAAGGUGGAAUACCGGCAACUAUUGGAGGACUAUGCAGUUUAAUCAACUUUGAUUUAACAGGAAACAACUUGACAGGAAGUCUACCUGAAAACCUCGAAGGAAUGGAGAAAUGUGAUUCUAAGAGGCCUUUGCCUAAUUUGAUGUACUUAAAGCUGAGCAGCAACCGACUUGUUGGUAAAGUACCAGGAUGGUUGGGUCAGUUGAAAAGUCUUCAACAACUUGGAUUAGCUUCCAACUUUUUUGAAGGCCCUAUACCAGCUUCUUUCGGAAAGCUUCAAAACUUGACCAACUUGAGACUUUCAGGAAACCAGCUAAAUGGUACUCUAUCAGAGAGUUUUGGACAGCUUUCUGAAUUGUCUGUUCUUGAUCUUUCUUCUAAUUUCCUCACAGGUACUCUAUCCGAAGUUCAUUUUAAGAACCUGCGCAAAGUAAAGAUUCUUGACCUUUCAUCCAACUCCUUGACCUUGAAUGUUAAUCCCAACUGGAUUCCUCCGUUUCAGAUUCGAAAUCUUGACAUGGGGUCCUGCCAUUUAGGUCCUUCUUUUCCUACUUGGCUCAAGUCUCAGAAAGAGCUCAAGUUCCUAGACAUUUCAAAUGCGAGCAUUUCAGAUUCCAUUCCAGGAUGGUUUUGGGACAUUUCUUUUAAUUUAUCCCUGCUGAAUUGUUCUUUUAAUCAGUUAAGUGGUACUCUACCAGAUCCAUUACCAGUAUUCCCCUUUGCAGAUAUUGAUCUGAGUUCAAACCUAUUUAACGGAACCAUUCCAUUACCUAGUGUCUCAAUUGAAUUGCUUGAUCUUUCACACAAUAUGCUCCAAGGUCUCAUCCCUCAGAAUAUUUCCAAAGUCAUGCCAGACUUGAUAUUUCUGUCUCUUUCGAGUAAUGAAAUUUCGGGUGAAAUACCAGCUACUAUAGGAAAGAUGACCCUUGUUCAAGUCAUUGAUCUAUCAAACAAUAAGCUAACAGGAAGUAUCCCUUCAAGCAUAGGGGAAUGUUCUUACUUGAAAGCUUUAGACCUUGGGAACAAUUUUCUAUCUGGAUCAUUUCCGAGUUCUUUGGGCCAAUUGAUUCAACUUCAGUCAUUGCACUUAAAUGACAACAAAUUCUCUGGAGGGGUCCCCAUUUCUUUGAAAAAUUUAUCUAGUUUGGAGACACUUGAUCUAGGCAACAACAGACUAUCCGGAAAGUUCCCCUCGUGGAUAUCUGAUGGUUUUCAAAAUCUUAGAAUCCUCAGCUUAAGGUCAAAUUCAUUUUCCGGAGAACUUCCUUUAGGAAUGUCAAAACUGAGUUCAUUGCAGGUCCUUGAUCUUGCAGAAAACAACAUAACUGGCGCCAUUCCAACAAGCAUAGGAGACCUGAACGCCAUGGUACAAGAGGAAAAAGUGAAUGAAUAUCUGUUAUAUGGGAAGUAUAGAGGGAUUUACUAUGAAGAAAGCUUGGUAGUGAAUUUGAAAAAUCAGUUCCAAAAGUACACCAAGACCCUAUCACUUCUUACCUCAAUAGACUUGUCGAGAAACAACCUCAACGGAGCAUUUCCUGUGGAAUUGACAAACUUGCAUGGCCUCAUAGUUUUGAACUUGUCCGGAAACCAAAUCAGUGGAAAAAUACCAGAAAACAUUUCAAGCUUACAUCAGUUAGCAUCGCUUGAUCUCUCGAGUAAUACACUGUCUGGUGUCAUCCCAUCAAGCAUGGAAUCAAUGUCAUUCUUGAGCUAUAUUAACUUCUCAAACAAUAACUUAUCCGGCAUGGUUCCUUAUAAGGGACAGAUGACAACUUUUACAGUGUCCGCGUUUGAGGGGAAUCCCCAUCUUUGUGGAGCUCCACUUGUAGUACUAUGUCAAAAUGGAAACUCGGACAAUAGAACGGUACUAGAGAAUGACAGCAGUGAUGAAUUUCCUGAUAAAUGGUUUUAUGUUAGUGUUGCAUUGGGAUUCAUUACAGGUAUUCUUGUUCCUUACUAUAUCUUGCUCGUUCGAAAGCCAUGGAGACGAGCAUAUUUCAGUUUCUUAGACACAGUCAUCGACAGAUUUGUCCCAGUCAGAAGCAACAGAACAACCAGCACCAAAAGAUCAGAUACGGGCACCAGAUAUGGCAAAAGAAGUGUUCAAUAGGUACUAGUCCUAGUUGAGGUGUCUAAGUGAAUUAUGCGGACAACUUUAAUAGGCCGCAGAUGACUUAAGCCUAUUAAGUUCCAUUCAUUGUUUAUA